Messenger RNA from Tachysurus fulvidraco (yellow catfish), 6366 nucleotides. RefSeq names its product N-deacetylase/N-sulfotransferase (heparan glucosaminyl) 1b (gene ndst1b). Lineage: Eukaryota; Metazoa; Chordata; Actinopteri; Siluriformes; Bagridae. The record is from RefSeq and is a predicted model, not a curated record. Gene Ontology annotation, cellular component: Golgi apparatus. Gene Ontology annotation, molecular function: heparan sulfate N-sulfotransferase activity; deacetylase activity. The coding region runs from base 767 to 3427 and encodes 886 amino acids. The transcript is spliced from 16 exons.
GAUGUGAGGGACACACAGAGAGAGAGAGAGAGAGAGAGAGAGAGUUUAUCUUGUGUUCUUCCAGCAGCAGAGAAGCAGCUCCAGCUCCACAUUAAUACCCGGGACGCUUUACUUCAGCUUGGAGUCUGACACACAGCCUUGUUCUGCGCUUUAUAAAUCAUUCAUUCACCCAAACGACCCCGGCGUUUCUACACUGCUGCUUCACUGCGUUUGUACGGGAUGCCUGUUGCAGAUGCUCCCAGGACUCGAGUACAGGCCGAGAACUACAGAAGCAGACACUUUUGAUGAGAUCUGAGCAAAAGGAGACCAAAUGAAGAUCUCGUUCACGCUUCUUGGGGCAUGACCCACCCGGAGACCUCAUCCCCACAAGACGAGUUUGUGGUUCAGAAAUCUGCCUCGCCUAGCCUCCAACCCGUUUUUUACCCACUGGCGCAGAAGAUAAGAAGGUAGAGAGGGCAGAACAGGAGGGGUGUGAGGGUGUUGGGCAGGGGGCUGCUGGUGCAUGGGGACGGGCAGCACGCAUCUCCAUAGGUGAGUGAAAGUCCACCCUCGCCCAUGCCGUCCCCUGCCCGCACCAGUCCUCCUGCCCUCUGCAAUGGUGACAUGAUGGAACACAUCAUGGAAGAUCUCUGCUUCAUUCCACACUUUUCUUUCUGCCGUUACACAAUAGACUUGAUUUGUUAGUGACUCAAGGACGGUGUGUGUGUGUGUGUGUGUGUGUAUAUAUAUAUAUAUAUAUACUCAUACAAGGGGCAGCAGGGUGACGAUGCUGGUGUGUGGACGCGUGAGACGGCUCUACAGGCAGCUCACGCUGCAGACCAGCCUUCUUCUGCUUUUCCUCUUCUGCAUGGUAAGUGUGCUCAUCUCAGCCUACUUUCUCUAUGGGGUCAAGCGGGAACUGGAGCCCGCGAGCGUGGGCGGGGUGGAGAGCGUCGAUGAUGGCACUGCCGAAUGGGAGGACUCGCAAGCCGCUACCCCUUCUGCUCCGUCAGCCAGGAUACUUCCUGCAAGAACUGCCAAGCCAGCAGACACGUCUCGCACGGACCCUGUGGUUCUGGUUUUUGUCGAGAGCCUGUACUCCCAGCUGGGCCAGGACAUCGUGGCCAUCUUGGAAUCAGGACGCUUUCGCUACCAGAUCGAAAUCGCACCAGGAAAGGGCGACAUGCCUACACUCACUGACAAGAACCGAGGUCGCUUCACGCUGGUCAUUUAUGAGAACGUCCUCAAGUACGUCAACCUGGACGCCUGGAAUAGAGAACUGCUGGAUAAGUACUGCGUGGAGUACGGCGUGGGCAUUAUUGGCUUCUUCAAGGCAAACGAGAACAGUUUACAGAGCGCCCAGCUAAAGGGAUUCCCUCUCUUUUUACACUCUAACCUCGGCUUGAGGGACUGCAGCGUCAAUCCCAAAUCGCCGCUCUUGCUCAUCACUAAGGCUCGCGAGGUGGAGCGUGGACCCCUGCCCGGGGACGACUGGACUGUCUUCCAGUCCAACCACUCCACAUACGAACCUGUGCUGUUGGCCCGGGGCAGGACUACAGAAGCCGGAGGUCCUCCAGCACCCCUGCACGCUGCCGUAGUUCAGGACCUGGGGCUUCACGACGGUAUCCAGCGGGUUCUCUUCGGCAACAACCUGAACUUCUGGCUGCACAAGCUGGUGCUGGUGGAUGCUGUGAGCUUCUUGACAGGCAAGCGCUUGUCACUUGCUCUGGAGCGCUACAUCCUAGUGGAUAUCGAUGACAUCUUCGUGGGCAAGGAAGGAACACGGAUGAAGGUUUCUGACGUCAAGGCCCUACUGGAGACACAGUACGAGCUCCGAACUCAUGUUCCCAACUUCACCUUCAACUUGGGCUUCUCUGGGAAAUUCUUUCACGCCGGCACUGAUGAGGAAGAUCUGGGAGACGACCUGCUCCUUUCUUACAGUAAAGAAUUCUGGUGGUUUCCGCACAUGUGGAGCCACAUGCAGCCACAUCUCUUCCACAACCAGUCGGUGCUGGCCGAACAGAUGCUGCUCAACCGCAAGUUUGCAGAGGAACAUGGCAUACCCACAAACAUGGGUUAUGCUGUGGCUCCGCACCACUCGGGUGUCUACCCCAUCCAUAUGCAGCUCUACGAGGCCUGGAAGAAGGUGUGGGGCAUCAAGGUGACCAGCACCGAGGAAUAUCCGCAUCUCAAACCUGCACGUUUCCGCAGGGGCUUCAUCCACAGCGGCAUCAGCGUGUUGCCCAGACAAACGUGCGGUCUCUUCACACACACCAUUUUCUACAACGAGUACCCCGGAAGCCCCAAGGAGCUGGACAAACUCAUCAACGGAGGAGAGCUGUUCCUCACCGUGCUCCUCAACCCUAUCAGCAUCUUUAUGACCCACCUCUCCAACUAUGGCAACGACCGCCUGGGCCUGUAUACGUUUAAGAACCUGGUGAAGUUCGUCCAGACGUGGACCAACCUGAAGCUGCAGACGCUACCACCCGUGCCACUGGCGCAGAAAUACUUCCAGAUCUUUCCUGAGGAAAGAGACCCAAUCUGGCAGGACCCCUGUGAGGACAAAAGACAUAAAGACAUUUGGUCGAAGGAGAAAACCUGCGACCGCUUCCCUAAGCUGCUCAUCAUAGGCCCGCAGAAGACCGGAACGACAGCACUCUAUCUGUUUCUGGGAAUGCAUCCUGACCUGACCAGUAAUUAUCCCAGCAAGGAGACUUUUGAGGAGAUCCAGUUCUUCAAUGGUCGUAAUUAUCACAAGGGCAUUGACUGGUAUAUGGAGUUUUUCCCUCUUCCCUCCAACACUAGCUCAGAUUUCUACUUCGAGAAGAGUGCCAACUACUUUGACUCUGAAGUAGCAGCCCGUCGAGCUGCCGCGCUUCUUCCUAAAGCCAAGAUCAUCACCAUCCUUAUUAAUCCCGCUGACCGAGCCUACUCCUGGUACCAGCACCAGAGAGCCCACGAUGACCCUGUGGCCCAGAAAUACACCUUUCAUGAUGUCAUCACUGCUGGCCACGACGUCCCGAUCAAACUGAAGGUGCUGCAGAAUCGCUGCCUGCUUCCCGGCUUGUACGCCACACACCUGCAGCGAUGGCUCAGCCACUAUCAUCCCAGCCAGAUCCUGGUCCUGGACGGUCAGAUGCUGAGGACGGAGCCGUCUGCAGUCAUGGAUAAGAUCCAGAAGUUUCUUGGCCUCACAAACACUCUCAAUUACCACAAAAUCCUAGCGUUCGAUCCGAAGAAGGGAUUCUGGUGCCAGCUGCUGGACGGGGGGAAGACAAAAUGCCUGGGGAAGAGCAAAGGAAGAAAAUAUCCUGACAUGGACGUGGACUCACGCCGUUUCCUACGAGAACACUACCGCGAGCACAACAUCGAGCUGUCCAAGCUGCUGUACAAGAUGGGUCAGCCGCUGCCGAGCUGGCUACGCGAGGAGCUGCUCCACAGCAGGUAGCUGGAAACACGGGUGCCGAGGGGCAAACACAAGCGACACGCUCACGCUCCUCCACGUGCUCCAGAGGAGACUCUACAGUACCUCUCCGAUUUCCUCCGAAUCAGCUCCAAGCAGCUGAAUGAGGCAGAGCGGCCCACGGAGGCCACAUUCUGGAGGUCAGGGCUGUGAGAGGAAAAGGAACCGAGAGGGGGGUAAAGGGCAAAGUGCGGCGCGACGGAGACACUGACGAUACCCUUGCUUUGUCAUUCUGUGAGAGAGCAUGGGCACCAGGGAUGUCUGUCUGUACACACACACACAAACACACACACACACACACAGACUGUGCUUUUCCUGUCUGUCUGUUAAGACACAGUUUUGGAAAAGACACAAGAUACUUUUUUGUCGUCGUUGGAGGAACAGCACAACGGCGAUCGAACACGAACCAGGAAGGAACCUUCAGCUCGGAAUAUUUUUCCCCUCCAUCCAAUAAUUCAUCCAUCCAUCCAUUCAUCCAUUCUUUCACGCUCAUAUCAUGUUGUGUUGUGAAACAGGAGCCAAUCUUUUCCUGUCUUUGGUUCUGUUUAUUUUUGUUUUUUUCCCCUCUUUAAUAAAAAGCCCCCUCAUUCCAUUUCGUAUUCGUAUCGAGACAAAACAUGACAUUUAAACUAAAAUCUAUAUAUCACACAUCUAGAUAUUUAUGUUGGUGUUACAAGCUACACAAAUUAUGGUACUUAAGCAACAACAACAAAUAAUAAGCUACAUCCAGAAUAAAUGUGAGUGUAAAUAUGGGCACGGACAUGUACAGUACCUGGGAUCUCGAUAUUUUGUGCAGUAAACGAAUCCUCGCCUUAAUUAAACCCCGAUUCCUUUUCGCCACUCGACCCGAAGUGUUAGCACAUGCUUAGAAAUGAUUCCAGGAUGAACCAGUGUUCCGACUGUAAGAGUAUUAACAUCCUGGAACGUUAACUCGAAUCAGAAUAAGGUGUUUUUUUUUUUUUUAAAUAUAAUAUUACUUGUAUUAUUCGGCCCCCUUUGAUUUGACGUCCUACGAAUAGCUCAAGUCGGACCUUGAGACUUAUCGGAGAAUGUAUCGCUUCCUUUGGCACAUAAAGAUGGUGGUUUUAUAAUGAUUUUGUUCUGGAGUGACCGAUUAAUUCCACCCCUGAAUGUAAGCACAGAUUACGAUACUUACAAGUUCCUCGUGUGCUCGUUUCUCGUGAUGAAGUCGAUGGAGCUGUUCUUCCAGCUGCGAUUCAAAUAACGAACAAAACCUCAACCCCUUUUUUAUUAUAUUAUUAUUAUUAUUAUUAUUACCAUCAUCUCUCUUUUAUAUGGUGCUGAUGUUAUCAGUGGUGUAUUUUAAACCAUCCCCUUUAACCUCUCACGCUGUCGGCCGGACGAUCACGUCUUCCGUAUGCCUUCCGGUCGAAAGGGAAACCCGUUAAUCCGUAAGCCGUUUGAGAUCAUUAUCGAAAUUGCACCGAUUUCUGAACGUGUACAUGGUGUAAAUUCAUCAGUUUGCCUACAGGACAUGUAAAUCUCCAGCGUGCAAUGAUAUGGAGGUGUUGUUACGCUCUCACAUCUCCCCGGGUUUUUAAUCUGUAUUCAUGUGGGUUUCCUCCCAACUCUACGAUACAUUGGCUACGAUAAAUUACCUCCAGGAGUGAAUAAGCUCGGGUUCGGUGCUUCCGGAAUCCAGUACGACCCUAACAAGAAUAAAGUGACAAAUAUAAAUAAAUAAACAAACAAAUAAAUAAAUAACGGGAUCAGUAAUUAAGUUCAGAGUGAAGGAGUAAAUCACCCUGAUCGUGGUUUAACAACGUUUAUUAACAGUGAGACAUUCAGAACACAACGUUUUGCUCUGUCGAUGCCAAGCUAGCGUCUCGUUUACCGCCGUUUCAGCUCGAGCUUCCUGAUUUUCACCGAGACGUCACUGACACGAUCGCCGAGUAUGAGACAAGGAAGCCUGAUUAUUCCAUUAUAUGGAUUUUUUUUUAUAUGGAUUUUUUUUUACUCUCUUGUGAUGCUGGAGGAGAUCUGCUGAGCUCCGAAAGAUCAAAUAAUGAUUUCAAAUUAACUUGAAAAUCUAGAAUUAUGAACAGUAUUUGUUUUUGUUUUUUUCCUGUAUUGCAAACCAAAUAUGUAUGAAAACAGUUCUCCGAGAGUACGAUGCCCAAUAAGCACAAUUUAUUUGGUCGUCUUCUCGUUAUUUUUUUUAUUUAUUUAUUUUUUUUUGACCUACAGAUUAUAGAAAACGGUCGCUUUCCUCUCUUGCGGUCAAACGUACAAUCCAUCACGAUGAAGGCUCUGUAUGAAUGAACAUUCGAAGCAUUCGCUGGAGAUUUCUGUUCUUUUGUGUAAUGCUAUAUAGAGGGCUCUUGUUUAAGCGCACACUGUCUGUAAUACCGACCCACGCACCUUAUACACACGCUCACUCUUCUCAACACAAACUUACACAACCGCCGUCAUGCUGCUCAGAUCUCCAUCACGAUGUUGACGAUAAUGCUUUGUUUUUGGGGUUUUUUUUUGGUUUUUUUUUUAUUUCUAACUAAUAACAAUGCAAUAAUAUAUUUUACUGAGAAAGUCGGACGUUUUGCACCAAGCACAAACCCUGUGUUCUCUGUGUAUAGAAAGAAAGAAAGAAAGGAGAGGAGAGAAGAGACGUUUUUCUUUUUUUUUCUUUCUUUUUUUUUUAUUAUUUUCCCUCCUUUUGGGUUCCAUAUUUCUGACCACACACAAACACAAAGUGGUUCCCAUGAACUUCACACUGCCAAUCUUGUGCUUUCUGUAUUAUAAUGUAGGAUAUCAGUAGAUAGUGAUUGUAAAUGAAAGAAACUGUAAGGUAAAAAAAAAUAAUCAUCUGGACUGUACAAUCAAACCUAUCAUUGUUAAUAUUUUUUAUUGUUGGUAGCCAAUAUUUUUGUGAUUAAUUUGCAAAUAAAGAAACCACUGUCUUUUUA